Messenger RNA from Trematomus bernacchii (emerald rockcod), 1002 nucleotides. It is a transcript of the gene tmem218, whose product is annotated as transmembrane protein 218. The transcript has 3 exons. The record is from RefSeq and is a predicted model, not a curated record. The coding region runs from base 354 to 701 and encodes 115 amino acids. Lineage: Eukaryota; Metazoa; Chordata; Actinopteri; Perciformes; Nototheniidae.
GGCUCUCCAUCCUUGCCUUUUUUUUACUUGAUACAUACAUCCACGAUUCCCUGAAUGAAUGACUACUUGAGAAACGUCAGGUUAAUAGACAGCAAGUCGAACACUUUAAGUUACAUGUUUCACUGCCGGUGUCAGGAUAGGAGAGCUAACGUUAGCAGUGAUAGCUAACUCCCGCACACAUCAGUGGAAGUAACGGUUAGCUCAUUUAGCUCAUGUUAGCUAUUUAGCCUAAUUUAAGCUACAUCUUUUCAUAGCAAUGCACCGAACGUCGCUUGUUAAAUCGUUUUUGAGACACCUCACUCUUUAACUUCUGUGUAUGUCGGGUACAGCAGCUUGAACCGUUGCUAACAGACAUGGCUAACACCGUGCUGGAGGUGGGGACGGGGGUCUUCGUCAUAUCGAUCGUCUGGAUCGCAGCUCUGGUGUUUGGGAUGAUUCUGCUGAGAGCAUCCGGGUCUGCGAAGUUAGCCGUGAUCCCCAUUUUCCUCAUGGCUCUCACCAUCACUUUAGUGCUGGUGUUUUUCCCACGCAGCCCAGAGACCACCCCCCCUUUCAAACAGAUAGAGAUAGUGGACACUUUGUUCAUCGCUCGCUACAUCCUGCUGGCGGUGGUGAGCGCCGUCUUUCUGCUCAUGUUCUUCAUGCUGCUCCCCUUUCACUUCCUGGAGCCGGUGUAUGCCAAGGCCUUAAGAACUCAGUAGAGCUGCCAGGGUCAGAGCUGGCACUGGGACCACAGGCUGAUGAGCACAACUUAAGACAAGCAGGCCGAGGAGAGCCCCCCCCUCAUGUGGAAACAACCUACAGAAGACUCCCCAAACAGAAACAGUGUUUCCUUCACAGGUUGUUGUUCACUGUUCACGUCAACAACAGAACUGAGAUCUCAACAUUAAUCUUGUAUUAAAUUGUAUCAUUUAAUACUAGAGAUUUAUAAUUUAUUUUCCUACUUACACAGAGUACUUUAACAAACCCUCCACCUUUUUAUAUAAAGAAAAGCAAUAAAAG